Molecule: messenger RNA, 3298 nt
Organism: Prosopis cineraria
Lineage: Eukaryota; Viridiplantae; Streptophyta; Magnoliopsida; Fabales; Fabaceae
Product: putative E3 ubiquitin-protein ligase LIN
Exons: 7
Coding region: 158-3133 (991 amino acids)
Source: RefSeq, a predicted model, not a curated record
UCGUUUCUGUGCCUAUAGUCACCGCAAUUUUUUAUUUCAAUUUUUUACCUGUCUCGCUUGUUAUCUUAUAGGUUUUUGAUUGAAUUCUUCGAAGUAUGUUAGUAGAAGCAGUGAAAUUUCUCGUCUUCCUUCAAUCCUUUACCCGCCACCACCACACAUGGCUUCUUCCCUGCGAGAACUUCUCACACAGGAAAGCUUCCAUUACGCAAAUCGAAAUCGAUUCAAGUCCAAAGACAAGGCCGGAGCAAAGCAACUCUCUCACUUCGUCUGCAAUGAUCGGAAAAGCUUCGAUUUUUCUAAUGACAAGCCAGAGAAAUCUUUGAUGCGAAGUGGGUCUUCGUCGUUUCAAUCCAAAAGGGUUGAUUCUGCUUCUGGAACCUCUAAUUCUAACUCAGAUUCAAGAGCAAGUGAAGGACCUCCCAUGGAUGAAGUUGCAAUUCGAGCAGUGAUUGGUAUACUCAGCGGGUACAUAGGAAAUUACAAAAACGACGCUUCUUUCCGCAAAACGAUGAGAGAAAAAUGCAGUUCUUGCCUGAUGAGUGGACAAAAGAACGAUUCGGAUUAUCAGAUUUUGGUGAACUUGGAAAUGGGUAUGGAGAACAUUGAUAGAUUGGUUGAAGAUCAAGGGGUAAAGAAGAAGAAGCAGACAAGAAUCAAAAGCUUGAGGAAUUCUAUUGAGCUUUUAACCAUUGUUGCUUCUUUGAACUCUAAAACGUCCAAAGAAGGUUCAACUUGUGGAAUACCCAAUUCACAUCUCUCUGCUUGUGCUCAACUCUACUUGGCUAUAGUGUACAAGCUCGAGAAAAAUGAUCGUAUUUCUGCAAGACAUCUCCUACAAGUGUUUUGUGAUUCUCCAUUUGUAGCUCGGACGUUUUUACUUCCUGAGCUUUGGGAGCAUUUAUUUCUUCCCCAUCUUCUCCAUAUCAAAAUUUGGUACACGAAAGAACUUGAGUUCCUCUCAAGCGAAGGUCAUGAUCAUGAGAAGCAGAAGAAAUUGAAGGCUCUUAGCAAAGUGUACAAUGAGAAAAUGGAUAAAGGAACUACCCUGUUUGCUCUGUAUUACAAGCAGUGGUUAAAAGCAGGGGCUAAUGAGCCUCCGAUUCCGAUUAUACCAUUGCCAUCAAGACCAAGGCACAACAGACCAUCAAGAAGAAGUUCAUCAGAUUCUUUCACUUCACAUACCUCAAUGAACCAGAACUUGUACCAAGCAGUAUUUGGCUCCAAACUAGAGCAAAAAUCAUCCAGUUCUAAUGAUCAAAAUGAAGUGUUGAGAAUUACUUGGCGUUCAGAGAUAGAUGAAAAUCUGGGUGGAGAUGAAUACAAUAUCAGUAGUACAGUGCAGAAAGAAGACAGGAUGACUUCUUUUGGAAGCUUUCCAAGGAAAAUCAACAGAAACCAAUCCGAAUUGCUUGACCCGAGGAGGUCAGACUAUUUCCAGUGCUUUUCUUGCAGGAAUAUAUCAACAGAAGGCUUGAUAGUUGGCAAUAAUACGGACAACAAUGUUUCAGUGAGAAAGAGAACAAAUCUUUCAGGUGAUCUUAUUGAAUCUAUUACAACUCUAUGCUCAUCGGGUGUUCUAAGUGAAUGCGAAUUUGCAAUUCGUAUGAUUACCAAAGCUUGGUUAAAUUCUCACGGUGAUCAUGCCCUUGUAGAAGCCUUGUCAAAUCCUAGUGUGAUUGAAGCCAUGCUAGAGGUGUUAUUUGCCUCUAAUGAAGAUGAAAUUCUAGAACUGAUUAUAUCAAUUUUAGCAGAAUUAGUAGGAAGGAAUGCAGUUAUAAGCCAAAUUAUACUGAACUCAGAUCCACAGCUAGUAGUCUUCGUUAGACUUCUUAGAAGCACAAGUCUAUUUCUUAAAGCAGCCAUACUGCUUUAUCUGUCUAAACCACAGGCAAAACAGAUGUUAUCAUCAGAAUGGGUGCCAUUAGUACUUCGAGUUCUAGAAUUUGGAGAUAAGAUACAAACACUUUUUACUGUACAAUGUAGUCCUCACAAGGCAGCAUUUUACUUGCUGGACCAACUCCUUACUUGUUUUGAUGAUGAUAAGAACUUAGAGAAUGCAAGGCAAGUUGUUUCUCUGGGGGGACUGACACUGCUGAUCAGAAGAAUCGAAAAAGGAGAGAUCCAUGAGAGAAAUAAAGCUGCUUUGAUAAUUUCGUGCUGCAUUCGGGCUGAAGGAAGCUGUCGAAAUUUUUUGGCUGACAAUAUUGAUAAGGCUUGUCUACUAGAACUCAUUGUUCUUGAUUACUCUGCAAAUUUCAGUGGGUCUACCUUUUCUGUGUUAGUAGAGUUACUCUGCCUUGACAGAACCAGAAUUUCCAAUUUCUUGAGAGGACUCAAGGAAGGAUGGGGUGGCUUAAACACCAUGCACAUCUUGUUCAUGUAUCUUAGAAAGGCUAAGCCUGAAGAACGACAGUUAGUUGCAACAGUAUUAUUGAUCCUUGAUCUUAUGGAAGAUCCUUUCAAGGGAAGCUUUUACAGAGAAGAAGCAAUAGAGACAAUUGUGGCUUGUUUAAAUUGUGAGAUGUGUGAUGAUAGAAUUCAGGAACGAUCAGCCAGAGCUUUGCUCAUGUUGGGAGGGAGAUUUUCAUACACUGGAGAAUCAGUAAUGGAGAAAUGGCUUUUACAGAAAGCAGGGUUCCAAGAAAGUUGCUUCCAAGAUUCAUGCCAUGGCAAGGAAAUUGUUGUCUAUGAUUCAACCCCUCAUAUAGAAGAGGAAGAAGUGGAGAGCUGGCAAGAGAGGGCAGCCUGUGCAAUGUUGAAAAGUGGGAAUAGUAAGAAAUUAGUAUCAGCACUUGCUGACUCCAUGGCGAAUGGAAUUCCGUGCUUGGCUCGAGCGAGCCUUGUGACGGUCUCAUGGAUGAGCAACUACCUUCACCUUGUCCAAGACAGAGAGUUGCCAAAGAUGGCCUCAUCAAUCUUGAUGCCACAGCUGCUACAAUCCUUGAAUUAUGACAGAGAUAGUGAGGAGAGAGUGCUUGCUUCAUAUUCUUUACUAUGCCUCUUUAAGAGUUCAGGAGGAUGUGAUGUUGCCUGGCGGCACAAAGAGUCACUGGGACAGCUUCAAAACCUCUCACUAGUGACGUGGACAGCCAACAAGCUCCUCUCCAAAGCCAGCUUGCAUUCACAGCAAUGAUCAAUCAUUCCUCUCUCUCUCUCUCUCUCUCUCUCUCUCUCUCUCUCUCUCUCAAAAUUAUAGAAAGAGGAUAUGUAUAAUGAGGUGAUUUUGUAUAGUUGGUGAGCUUAUUAACAAACUAAAGUGACUAGUUCUUGCAAAUUAAUACAACACAUGUUACAUUAA